This is a messenger RNA of Cryptomeria japonica (Japanese cedar), 2069 nucleotides long. Its product is annotated as L-idonate 5-dehydrogenase. Lineage: Eukaryota; Viridiplantae; Streptophyta; Pinopsida; Cupressales; Cupressaceae. Gene Ontology annotation, molecular function: oxidoreductase activity, acting on the CH-OH group of donors, NAD or NADP as acceptor; zinc ion binding. The transcript is spliced from 6 exons. The coding region runs from base 314 to 1339 and encodes 341 amino acids. The record is from RefSeq and is a predicted model, not a curated record.
GACAUAUAUUCCCGGCUUACUGAGAAAAUCGAGGGUGGGCAUGAUGACUAGUAUUGCUGGGCGACAGGCACACUGAUAUGUAUUGCGGGCGCAACGAAUAUUUGGAGCAAAGCUCCUACAAUUUCAUACUUACCUAUUUAAAUAUUCUCGACAGAAAAAGUAUCGCUGGAAAAGACAAACACGCGAAUUAUUGAGCCUAGAAGCCACCUCGGCUUGGAAGGCCAUACACGUCACUACCAAUCCAAAUUUGAGAGGUGGGGGGCAAAUUUCGCAGUAGCACGAUCAAUCGCAGGAUUUUUCCUUCUAAGCUUUCAUGGAUAUCUCAGUGGAUUCGAAACCACGACUUCCUGAAGGUUAUGCAUUUGUUCCUUCGAAUUACGAGCAACAUACAGGGAAUCUUGCGGUGUACGUAUGCGGUUUCAACGACGUUCGCAUACUCCCCUACCAAAUGCAGCCUCUUGGCCCUGAAGAUGUAAGAAUACAAAUGAAGGCUGUGGGUAUUUGUGGGAGUGAUGUGCACUACCUGAAGCAUAUGAGAAACUCCCGCAUUGCAUUGAAAGAGCCUAUGGUGCUUGGCCAUGAAAGUGCUGGUAUUGUGGUAGAAACUGGUAAACUUGUUAAGAAUUUAGUAAUUGGUGAUCGUGUUGCAUUGGAGCCUGGCAUCCCUUGUAACAUGUGCUCAUUUUGCAAGCAAGGAAGCAAUAAUCUAUGUCGAGGAAUUAAAUUUUUUGGAUCACCUCCCACUCAUGGAGCUCUUGCACAACAGGUGGUGCAUCCUGCAUAUUUGUGCCACAAAUUACCAGACAAUGUGUCUCUAGAAGAGGGUGCUAUGUGUGAGCCUCUCAGUGUAGGUGUGCAUGCUUGUCGCCGUGCUAGCAUUCAAGCUGGUACACAUGUGUUGAUAUUGGGAGCUGGUCCAAUUGGUUUGACGAUUAUGCUUGUUGCUCGUGCCUUUGGUGCUGUUAGAGUUGUACUGACAGAUAUUGACGAGAAACGCUUAUCUACAGCAAGAGAAUUGGGAGCUGAUUCUACUGUCCUUGUUUCCUCAGAUGAGAAGGAUUGUGAUGGUGAAUAUCAGGCAAUACGUAGUGCCAUGGGGGGUCUAAUCGAUGCAACGUUUGAAUGUGUUGGAACUACAAGAACAAUGACAACAGCAUUAAAAGUCACAAAAUCUGGAGGGAAAGUUUGUUUAGUUGGGAUGCUACAUGAUAAGAUGACACUUCCUUUGACUGCUGCAGCUGCAAGGUAUCAAGAUGGCGACUCCAAAGCCCGGAGGAUCUACAAGUCGGCAGGUUCUCAUCAAGGACGAUCAAGCAAGGACAAGGGCGACCUCCUCUAGCCUAGCAUCGACAAGGACAGCCUUCUUUGGACUAACGUCAUCAAGGGCGACUUCUCCAAUCCAGUAUUCCAAGGUGAGGUACAUCAAUCAUCCUGCACAUCAAGGACACAAGAAGUUAGAACAAGGGUUCGUUGAAGAAGCAGAUAGUUCCAGAUGAAUUAAUUAAAGCUAGCUUCUCAACAACAUCAAGUUGAAUAUUUACCAAGUUACAAGUGUCAGACGAGGUGGCAUCCUAGUCAUCACUUCUCCAGUCAGUGUGGUCCACCUCAGCAUUUCCAGAUUCAAUGUACCUAACUCAUGGAAGGUGGCACAAACUCCGAUGUACCUACCCCAGCUAUCCAUUGGUGGAAUUUUCUAGAGAGGACAUGUGUCCAAGCAAUACAAUUUUAUCAUUGGUCAAGCAUUAAAUGUUAUGUAAUGGUUGUAACAAACCCUAAUUAGGGUUUUCAUUGUAAAAUCUUGGCCAUUGAUCUCGAAUUGAUCUUAGCCAUCGAAUUGUAUUGAGGGCACUAUAUAAGCCCUGGCAUUUCAUUUGUAAAAGAUAGAUAAGGAAUAUAGUUGGAAGUAGUUAGAAGAUAGAUAGAGAGUAGUUAGAAGGUGAUUAGCUAGUUGAUAGAAUAGCAAUUAAAGUAGAGUAGAGAGAGAAGGCAAAGAUUGUUGCCAAGAUGUUGUUGUAAAAGACUUGUAACUUCAUUGAAGAAAUGGUGAAAUUUAUGGGUCGAUUCGACAA